CAUUUAUGACCUCAAGUACUUGGUGUUCCCAGCAAAACAGGAGUUGACUGGCUUUUCUCCAGUUCUCAUAACCAAGGCAGCAGCUAAGGCAGUCAGAUAUUUCCAUAUUCUUGGAAUCACCAGCCAGGCCAGGCCCUCGUCACAAUGAAGUUUUCUGGAUAUGUGAGCAUCCUCAUGCUGUUCGUCCUCUUUGCAAACGUCCAGAGACCUGGUCUAACUGACUGGCUGUUUCCCAAGAGAUGCCCCAGAAUCAGAGAGCACUGUGAAUUCAGAGAAAGGGACCUAUGUACAAGGAACAGGCAGUGCCAGAAAAACGAGAAGUGCUGCAUCUUCAGCUGCGGAAAAAAAUGUAUAGACCCCCAACAAGAUGUAUGCAGUCUGCCAAAAGAUGCUGGCUUCUGCAUGGCUUAUUUUCCUCGUUGGUGGUAUAAUAAGGAAAAUGAUACCUGUGAUGUUUUCAUCUAUGGUGGCUGCCAGGGAAACAAUAACAACUUCCAAUCCCAAACCAUAUGCCAGAGUGCCUGCCAAAAGAAACAAAGAUGCCCUAGGUCUAAGGUACACUGUGAGUUCCAAGAAAAAGACCAAUGCACAAAGCAUACACAAUGCCCAGGGAAGCAAAAGUGCUGCAUGUUCGCCUGUGGAAAGAAAUGUAUAGACCUCAAUGCAGACAUUUGCAGUAUGUCAACUGAUUCUGGUCCCUGCUUCAAUUACACUCUUCGCUGGUGGUAUGACAAAGAAAAGAAACACUGCUCCAAAUUUCCCUAUGGUGGUUGCCUAGGAAACCUUAAUAACUUCCCAUCUGAAGCUGUCUGCACAGGCGUCUGCAAGAAAAAACGCUUAUUUUCCUGGUUCUGACGAGGAGAAGGAAGACCUUCCAGGACCUGGCCUCCUCCAGGUGUGUCUGACCACCACUCCGGAUUGGCUGCCAUCAGCUUAAUCUUAGCCACUCAGACCUUGGCUGUUCCAAACACCAAAUCCCAGAAUUUGCUUACUUUUUGCCCCCUCAGCUGCUCUUCUAACAAUGCCCUUCAACCUCUGACCCUUCCUCAGUGUCAGACCCUAGCUCUUCAAUUUUCAGACAUUUCAUUUCCCAGGAACUUCCAGUUCAUCCUAAUAAAAGACCCUGUGAGAGCUGA
Nannospalax galili (Upper Galilee mountains blind mole rat) is the source of this 1136-nucleotide messenger RNA. RefSeq names its product eppin. Bases 145 to 855 code for a protein of 236 amino acids. Gene Ontology annotation, biological process: negative regulation of peptidase activity. Gene Ontology annotation, cellular component: extracellular region. The transcript is spliced from 6 exons. Gene Ontology annotation, molecular function: serine-type endopeptidase inhibitor activity. The record is from RefSeq and is a predicted model, not a curated record. Lineage: Eukaryota; Metazoa; Chordata; Mammalia; Rodentia; Spalacidae.